CCGCAGGUCAUACAUAGAUGGCGCCACAAUUUCCUCUGCAAGUCACGCGGGUUCCUUUUACUAGCCUGUUUUAUCUACAGUGUCGUAAUCUUCAUAAAUACCGCGGCAGAAGCAUACAGCGCACAACUUAUCCUCGUGAUGGGACAUCGUGUAGUUAGUCUUCCGGCCACGAGCUACGGCGACGACGCCGAGCUGCGCGAGGUGUUUGUCUUGCUCGACCGCGACUGCGACCUGGAACUGAACUUCGACGAGCUGAAGACAGCUGUGCGGGCGCUUGGCCUUGCCGUGAGCGAGGCCGAGAUGGAGGAAGUGCGCGAAGAACUCGAGGCGUGCGCAGGGCACACGAACGUCGACUACGUGGGCUUUCUGUCGGUGCUGGCGAAGCUCGAGUUUGGACACCUUCAGCAGCCCGAGCACAGCAGUGAGCAGGAGAGGGAAACGCGCAGGGCGCUUGAGAUACUCGACCCUGACGGCACCGGCUCGGUGAGCGUCCGGGACCUUCGCUGGCUACUGACGACCGUUGGGGAGAAGCUCAGCCCCGAGGAAGUCGACCAGGUUUUGGGCGAGCUGGGACGCAGUGGCGAAGGGGACCACCGCGUGCCCUACAAGGAACUCGUCGACAUGCUCUUCAGGGACGGAUGAUUGACCUCAAAGCUGCAUUUCUAUGUAGAUAGGAUGUUUAUACUCUUUAAUUGGUCUCUCAUAUAAGGGGUGUAGGUUAAUAAACUGGCUUCAUUGUUCA
Messenger RNA from Rhipicephalus microplus (southern cattle tick), 742 nucleotides. RefSeq names its product neo-calmodulin. Gene Ontology annotation, molecular function: calcium ion binding. Gene Ontology annotation, cellular component: myosin II complex. The record is from RefSeq and is a predicted model, not a curated record. NCBI's taxonomy places the organism in Eukaryota, Metazoa, Arthropoda, Arachnida, Ixodida, Ixodidae.